AGAGAUCUUGUGCGCGCACGCGUGGGGGGCAGUGUGCAUGAGGGGAGUGCGGGGGAGUGUGUUUGUGUGUGUGCAUGUGGGUGUGAGUGCUUGGCUCCCUCUCUCUUGCACACACACACACACACACACACACACACACACACACACACACACGAUAGGCUUAUCUGAACUUGAAGACACCCCACAUUCCAAGAGGCCGCAGGUUCCUGGGGAUGCCAGGGUUUCUUCAAUCAGGAAAAUCCUACUCUCAUCUUCCUAGAAGGGAUUAUCUUUUUUAUUCCUUUUUUUCCCCUUAUUUUUUUAAAUCUGGAAAAGAAGAGCACAAGUUGUACUCCCCCUCCCGCCCCUUCUUCUUGCUAAAUGCCAUGGAUAUAACUGAAUAAGCUGCUCAGGGCUUUCCCCGCGUGGAUGGUCCGAGGCCACCAUCUGCUUGCCUUCGCUGGAUUGCUGCAGCUGGAGAGCUUAGCGUGAGCCUGUAUCGGGCCAGAAAGGAUGCCUGGCAGAGCCAGGGAGCCCGGGUGCCCUGCGGAGCCGGCCUCGGAGCCUCCCCACCACGGGUAGAUGCCGCCUUGCCCAGGUGCCGAGGCUGAGCGACCGGACCAUGGAGACUCUGCUUGGUGGGCUGUUGGCUUUUGGCAUGGCGUUUGCUGUAGUCGAUGCCUGCCCCAAGUACUGUGUCUGCCAGAAUCUGUCUGAGUCACUAGGGACCCUAUGUCCCUCCAAGGGGCUCCUUUUUGUGCCCCCUGACAUUGAUCGGAGGACGGUGGAGCUGCGCCUGGGCGGCAACUUCAUCAUCCACAUUGGGCGCCAGGACUUUGCCAACAUGACAGGGCUGGUGGAUCUGACCUUGUCUAGGAACACUAUCAGCCACAUCCAGCCUUUCUCCUUCCUGGACCUCGAGAGCCUCCGUUCCCUGCACCUUGACAGCAACCGGCUGCCCAGCCUUGGGGAGGACACACUCCGGGGCCUGGUCAACCUGCAGCAUCUUAUCGUUAACAAUAACCAGCUGGGUGGCAUCGCUGAUGAUGCCUUUGAGGACUUCCUGCUGACACUAGAAGAUCUGGACCUAUCCUACAACAACCUCCAUGGACUGCCCUGGGAUUCCGUACGGCGCAUGGUCAACCUCCACCAGCUGAGUCUGGACCACAACCUGCUGGACCACAUCGCUGAGGGUACCUUUGCAGAUCUGCAGAAACUGGCCCGUCUGGACCUCACGUCCAAUAGGCUACAGAAGCUGCCCCCAGAUCCCAUCUUUGCCCGCUCUCAGGCUUCCUUGCUGACUGCCACGCCCUUUGCCCCGCCCCUUUCCUUUAGUUUUGGGGGAAAUCCACUCCACUGCAAUUGUGAGCUUCUCUGGCUGCGGAGGCUGGAGAGGGAUGACGACCUAGAAACCUGUGGGUCCCCUGGAGGCCUCAAGGGUCGUUAUUUUUGGCAUAUUCGUGAGGAGGAGUUUGUGUGUGAGCCACCGCUCAUCACACAGCACACACACAAGCUGCUGGUUCUGGAGGGCCAGGCAGCCACUCUCAAGUGCAAGGCCAUUGGGGACCCUAGCCCCUUGAUUCACUGGGUUGCCCCCGAUGACCGUCUGGUAGGAAACUCCUCCAGGACUGCUGUAUAUGACAACGGCACCCUGGACAUCCUUAUUACCACCUCUCAGGACAGUGGAGCCUUCACUUGCAUUGCAGCCAAUGCUGCAGGAGAGGCCACGGCCACAGUAGAGGUCUCCAUUGUGCAGCUCCCACACCUCAGUAACAGCACUAGCCGGAUGGCACCUCCUAAGUCCCGCCUUUCAGACAUCACGGGUUCCAGCAAAACCAGCCGGGGAGGGGGAGGCAGUGGGAGCGGGGAGCCUCCCAAAAGCACCCCAGAGAGGGCUGUGCUUGUGUCUGACGUGACCACCACAUCUGCUCUGGUCAAGUGGUCUGUCAGCAAAUCGGCACCCCGGGUGAAGAUGUAUCAACUGCAGUACAACUGCUCCGACGACGAGGUUCUGAUUUACAGGAUGAUCCCAGCCUCCAACAAGGCCUUCGUGGUCAACAACCUGGUGUCCGGGACAGGCUACGACUUGUGCGUGCUGGCCAUGUGGGACGACACAGCCACGACGCUCACGGCCACCAACAUUGUGGGCUGUGCCCAGUUCUUCACCAAGGCUGACUAUCCACAAUGCCAGUCUAUGCACAGCCAGAUCCUGGGGGGCACCAUGAUUCUGGUCAUCGGGGGUAUCAUUGUGGCCACACUGCUGGUCUUCAUUGUCAUCCUCAUGGUCCGGUACAAGGUCUGCAACCACGACACCCCGGGCAAAAUGGCAGCAACCACUGUCAGCAACGUGUACUCACAGACCAAUGGGGCCCAGCCUCCACCUCUGGGUGGGAUACCUGCGGGGCAGCUUCCUCAGGCACCACCCAAGGUUGUGGUGCGGAACGAGCUGAUGGACUUCAAUACGAGCCUGACCAGAGCCUGUGACUCUUCUUCCUCCAGCUCUCUGGGCAGCGGGGAAGCUGCUGGUUUGGGCCGGGUUCCCUGGAGGCUCCCACCCCCUGCUCCUCGUCCCAAGCCCAGCCUUGACCGCUUGAUGGGAGCCUUUGCCUCCCUGGACCUCAAGAGUCAAAGGAAAGAAGAGCUUCUAGACUCCAGGACUCCAGCAGGCAGAGGGGUAGGGACAUCAGCCAGGGGCCACCACUCAGACCGAGAACCACUGCUGGGACCCCCAGCCACCCGUGCCAGGAGCCUUCUCCCUUUGCCCCUGGAGGGCAAGGCUAAACGAAGCCACUCUUUUGACAUGGGGGACUUCACAGCUGCAGCCACGGCUGCUCCUGGCGGCUACAGCCCCCCUAGGCGUGUCUCAAACAUCUGGACUAAGCGCAGCCUGUCUGUCAAUGGCAUGCUCUUGCCCUUUGAAGAGAGUGACCUGGUGGGAGCUCGGGGGACAUUUGGCAGUUCAGAGUGGGUAAUGGAAAGUACUGUGUAGCCAGGGUUGGAGCACCCUCCCUCCCACCAUCAAAGUGGGAGAGGAAGGGGACAGAGUCAUCACUGGCAAGUAUUUGUGGAGUUUCCAUGGUGAUGUUUACAUCCAGGGACAGUCUUGUCUCCCUGUCAACAGCCUCAUGUUCUUCUGCCCAGCUACACCCCUCUCCCCAAUGUCACCUUCCCAGGCCUGUCCCCACCACCCAGCGGGGUGUGCUCAGGGAAUGGGACUCGCUCAUGUGUCAGACUGAGCCCUGAGUGUUUGGAGAGGCGACAAACUGCCUUUCUACUCACAAAUGUAGCGACAAGCAAGCGGCUUUGGAUUGCUUAUGGAUCCAGUGUUGUUUUGAUUUCUUAAUUUAUUUUUCCAUUUCCAAGACUCCUCUCCAUUCUUCUGGAUAACCGAGAGUGUCCUCUUCUAGUGAAAGUGUGUCCCCAGCAGGCUGGAGGGGUGCGAUAAGAGAAGGGUGGAGUAGGUAAUUACCGAGGAGCGACAAAAUUUGAGUAUGUUGUGCAACCCGCGGCCCAGAGACCCCAUAAUCCCUGGCCAACUCCACAGCCUGCUCUGGGAUGUGUGAAUGACCCAGUUUCCUUUGUUUCUCAGACAUGACAUCCAGCUACAGUACAGCACACUAGGAGGGCUUCACAAUGUAGAGCAGGGAUCUUCUCCCAGGAUGUUGCCCCUUUUCCUGGGAUUCUACACGAGCUUCUGCUGAUCAGAAACUCUUAGGGAACAUGGGUGAGGCACGAGAAGGGCAUUGCUGGAGCCCUGAGAAUAGACCACUAGAUGACAGGAGAAAGAGAAAGACCUUUCCUCUCUUUGGACCUCAGUUUCCCACCUGGCAAACCCGUUAACGGGUUCCAGAAGGCUUCUAAAGAUGAACUAGGGCCUCCCAACUCUAGGUGUGUGAUGUAUACCAGGUGGAAGCAGGAACACAUGCCACCUGAGCUGCCCCAACCAUCCCAUGGCAUGAUGGGAAUGUGCUCAAACUCUGACACAGAGGCUGAAUCUUCUUUUAAAAAAAAUUCUUCUAGAGCUUGGGAGAUAUCUGUGACCAACCCAUCCUUAAAUGGUCCUUCCUCUUCCUAGAGCAGGAAGUUUGCCUAAAGAGACUGAGCUGGAACAGAGGCCAAAGGCUACCUACCUCCUGGGGAGGCUUUUAUUCUCCAUGACCCAGCCCUCCCCCCACCUGCCCUCCCCUCCCCCAUCCCAACUAGGG
Molecule: messenger RNA, 4184 nt
Organism: Acomys russatus (golden spiny mouse)
Lineage: Eukaryota; Metazoa; Chordata; Mammalia; Rodentia; Muridae
Gene: Lrfn2
Product: leucine rich repeat and fibronectin type III domain containing 2
Exons: 3
Coding region: 602-2968 (788 amino acids)
Cellular component (GO): postsynaptic density membrane; cell surface
Molecular function (GO): protein binding
Source: RefSeq, a predicted model, not a curated record